This is a messenger RNA of Uloborus diversus, 827 nucleotides long. Its product is annotated as protein FAM210A-like. Bases 105 to 779 code for a protein of 224 amino acids. The record is from RefSeq and is a predicted model, not a curated record. Gene Ontology annotation, cellular component: mitochondrion. Lineage: Eukaryota; Metazoa; Arthropoda; Arachnida; Araneae; Uloboridae. The transcript has 3 exons.
ACCAAUUGCGGCAUGGUUUCUGCUGCCGCAAAGUAACUUUUGUAAAUAUGUAAAUAAUAUAAUAAUUACUUUUCUGUAAUUGUUGAAUAAGGAGUAUUUCAACAAUGAUUCUUCUUAAGACGCCCAACAUUUGCCGUCGAUUGUUUCAAUUAAAAUAUCCAAUCAGAGUGCAUUAUGUUUCAAAACAAAUCACUAAUGAAGGUAUAUUCGUCAGAGGUUCUGUUGAAAAUUCUGUUAGAAGUUUAUUUUCUCCCGUUCAGUUCAGACAAAUUUCUCCCUAUUGUGUUAAUCAGUAUUUCAGUCUAAGGAGGUACAAGCAGCAUGACUCUAAGAAGCCAGAAAAUGUCUCCAUCGAUGGUAACGAAACUGAUGAACCCCCUGAAAAACUAUCAAUAUUUCAGAGAUACAAAAAGAUGCUUAAAGAAUAUUGGUAUGUUUUACUUCCUGUUCAUAUGGUUACGUCUGCACUUUGGUUUGGAGGCUUUUACUAUGCAGCUAAAAGUGGACUUGAUAUCAUACCAUUCCUAGAAUACAUCAAUGUGCCAGAACAAUUCAUCAAACCUCUUAGAAACUCUUCUCUUGGACACAUAGCUGUAGCUUCAGCAUUUUACAAAAUAGCUACGCCCGCUAGGUAUAUGGUGACUAUAGGUGGAACGACAUUUGCUGUGAAAUUUCUCACAAAACGAGGACUCAUUCGGCCAGUGCCUACAAAAGCUGAACUAAAAACUAUGCUUCAGAAUAAACUCAAGAAAGAUAGCUUGCAAGAUAAGAAAAACUAGUGGAUUAAAGUAUUUAUGAUGCUGUAUUAAAGUUUUAAUUAUUUUAUA